Messenger RNA from Trichobilharzia regenti, 603 nucleotides. The record is from the annotation of a GenBank genome assembly. Lineage: Eukaryota; Metazoa; Platyhelminthes; Trematoda; Strigeidida; Schistosomatidae.
AUGGGUGAUACCGGUGAUAGAUUUGACUGGUACCAGUCAGAAAGUAAUGUAUGCAUAAAUUAUCUUAGAAAAAACUUAAAGCAGUCUGAUGUCAGAGUGGACGUACAAGAGCAGUCGGUUUCUAUAUUCCUUAUAACUACUAGCGGUGAUGAAUUGCUCAAGACGUUUAGGCUGUCUCACCCUGUUGUGCCAGAAAAGUCAUCAUAUCGUGUCACAGCAAUGAAGAUUGAAGUACAACUGAGAAAGGCGACUGAAGUUAGGUGGAGUUAUCUCGAGUCGAAAAACAGUGUGAACAACUCUGAAACUCCCAAAUCUCAGGAUGUUACCAAAAUUGUUCAUUCUUACCCAUCUUCGAGCAAGUUUUCACAUGAUUGGAAUAAAAUCGAAAAAGAAGCAUCCGAGAUCGAAGAUGAAGAAGACCCCUUAAAUAAGAUGUUCAAGAACAUUUAUGCAAACGCUUCUGAUGAGACAAGAAAAGCAAUGAUUAAAAGUUUUACGGAAUCAGCUGGUACAGUACUAAGCACAAACUGGAAUGAAGUUGGUGCGGGCAAAGUCGAAAUGAAACCUCCGGACGGAAUGGAAUUUAAAAAAUAUGAAAUGUGA